AUGUUUGAAAGACUGGCUAUACUUUGUAUAGAUCUAGUUCUAUAUUACCUGCUAAUGCCUGAAUUGCCUGUAUGGGCAUUCUUGAUGUUGAACUUGCUGUCUUUGAACUACCCGAUCCAUAGAUUCGCCGUGGUUAUCUUCAACGCCGCAGCUAAGUGGUAUAUAUUUCCUUAUUGUGAGGAAUGGCUUGCCCAAAGGAACAGGGGCCAAACUGCCGUUCAACAAUCCUAAAAUCUUGCCUUCAGACGUC
Drosophila takahashii is the source of this 250-nucleotide messenger RNA. RefSeq lists its product as uncharacterized. The record is from RefSeq and is a predicted model, not a curated record. NCBI's taxonomy places the organism in Eukaryota, Metazoa, Arthropoda, Insecta, Diptera, Drosophilidae.